AUGUCCUACGCAGACGUCGCAGCAAAGGGACCCAAGCAGAGCCCUGAAGAGUCAUUGUCAAAGUCUCCAGGUCGGACGCUAGUCACGUCAUUCAAUCGACCUCGCGCCCCAGCCAUUCCUGAAGUCGAGAACUCUGACGACUCUGUGCACUCUCUCGUCGAUGUCGAUUCCCCACACGUCUCCUCUGUCCCCUCAGACUUCGAGUCCCAGUCCGUGAAGACUGACACUCAAGCCGAGCGCAUCGAACUCGAGGAGCGCGCGAAGCAGCGGGCCGCAGAGGCCAAGGAGAAGGCGAAGUCGAAGAGCCAGAAGGGCAAGAACUACGCCAAGGAGAACGCCGAUAACCCAGUUAUCCUAGGCAACACCCUUGCCGUGGGUAUCCUCGGAACCGCACUUGGUGUUGGUGCGUACAGGAAAUACGUGAAGGAUGAGUUGACCUGGAAGGUCGUUGGAGCUUGGGCUGGAUUCGUCGGCCUGUUUGCUGUUGGCGACUACUACGUGAGCCAAUACUUCUUCAAGAGGUACCCCACCAAGAAAUAA
This is a messenger RNA of Aaosphaeria arxii CBS 175.79, 540 nucleotides long. RefSeq lists its product as uncharacterized. Gene Ontology annotation, cellular component: mitochondrial outer membrane. The record is from RefSeq and is a predicted model, not a curated record. NCBI's taxonomy places the organism in Eukaryota, Fungi, Ascomycota, Dothideomycetes, Pleosporales. The transcript has 4 exons. Bases 1 to 540 code for a protein of 179 amino acids. Gene Ontology annotation, molecular function: nascent polypeptide-associated complex binding.